AUGGCUCCAGGAAGGUUAGCAGACGACAGGGUGAUACCUGAUCCUGGACUCAUACCAGCUUCCGAUGCCCCCCACGAGAACGAGUGGUACAACCAAGACUUUGAUGGCUACAGAAUAACCGAAGAGCCACUCUUCACUAAACGACCGCUACGUGUGGUUUGUGUCGGUGCCGGCGCCGCUGGUCUCCAGAUCGCCUACAAGGCCGAACGGCUCCUUGAAAACGUCGACCUGCAGGUCUACGAGAAGAAUUCGGAAAUCGGCGGUUGCUGGCUGGCGAACCGCUACCCGGGAUGUGCAUGCGAUAUUCCCAGUCACUCGUACCAGUACACAUGGGCGCGCAACCCCAAGUGGUCACACUACUACUCCUCAUCGACAGAGAUAUGGCAGUACUUCAAGGACGUUGCGACCAAAUUUAACAUCGAGAAGCAUGUGCAGUUCAAUACUACCGUCGAGAGCGCAACCUGGGACGAGGGGUCGGGGACCUACAAGCUUCGCCUCCUCGACCCCGAGGGCCGCCAUAUCGACGACUGGUGCGAUCUGCUGAUCUCGGCCUCGGGUCUCCUCCACUCUUGGAAAUACCCUGAUAUCCCCGGCCUCAAACUCUUCAAGGGUAAAGUGAUGCACUCGGCGCAGUGGGAUGACGGCUUUGACCUCACGGGCAAGACUGUCGCUGUGAUCGGCGGCGGCUCAUCUGCCGUCCAGGUCAUCCCCAAUAUCCAGCCAAAGGUGGGCAAGCUGGUGGCUUUCAUACGAUCUCCGACCUGGAUCACCACCGGAUUUGCCGCCAAGCACGCCGCACCGGGCGGCACCAACUUUGCCUAUACAGACGAGCAGAUGAAGGCGUUUGCAAAGGAUCCGGUAGCGUACGAACGGUACUGCCGCGACAUUGAGGGCGAGCUGAACAAGCGCUUCAACCUGAUGCAUCUCAACUCCAAUGACCAGAAGACAUCGUGCAAGGACAUUGCGGCGACCAUGAGCGCGCGGCUUCAAAACGACGAGCUGGCCAAGCGGCUCAUCCCAGAAUUCGCGCUUGGCUGCCGGAGGAUGACACCUGGGCCCGGCUUUUUAGAGACGCUGUCGCGCGACAAUGUCAAGGUUGUUCACGACAGUGCUACGCAGCUCACGGAGACGGGCAUUGUGGAUGGCAGCGGUGUUGAGCACAAGGUUGACGUGGUCAUCUGCGCGACUGGCUUUGAUACCUCGUUCGCGCCACACUUUACGGUUACUGGACGUGAUGGCGCCGACCUGAGGAAGCAGUUUGGAGAGUUUCCCAAGGGAUAUCUCGGCGUUGCUCUUGCUGACCAGCGUCAUUUCUUCUUAGUCCUGCCGGGACCUAACAGCCCGACAAGUCAUGGCUCAUUCUUGCCCACACUGGAAUGGUAUACGCGCUACAUGUUCUUGGUGAUCGACAAGGUGCAGACAGACAACAUCAAGUCAUUUGAGCCUAAAGAGGGUGCCAUCAAGGAUCUCUAUAACCACACCCACGAGCUCAUGAAACGGCUCGCCUGGUCAUCCUCCUGCCGCUCAUGGUUCAAAAACGGCAAAAAGAUGGGCCCCGUAACAGCAGUAUAUCCAGGAUCCCGACUACAUUUCUUCGAGAUGCUUAAGAACGUGAGGUGGGAGGAUUUCGAUCUGACAUACAAGACCGAUAACCGCUUUCAGUUCAUGGGUAAUGGAUUCACGCAACUGGAAUGCAGCGCAGAAGGGGAUCCGGUGUGGUACUUUGAUGAUCCCUUUGUUCGCAUCUAA
Talaromyces atroroseus is the source of this 1749-nucleotide messenger RNA. RefSeq lists its product as hypothetical. Bases 1 to 1749 code for a protein of 582 amino acids. The record is from RefSeq and is a predicted model, not a curated record. The transcript is spliced from 3 exons. Gene Ontology annotation, molecular function: flavin adenine dinucleotide binding; NADP binding; N,N-dimethylaniline monooxygenase activity. NCBI's taxonomy places the organism in Eukaryota, Fungi, Ascomycota, Eurotiomycetes, Eurotiales, Trichocomaceae.